Linderina pennispora is the source of this 285-nucleotide messenger RNA. RefSeq lists its product as uncharacterized. The transcript has a single exon. The annotation marks the transcript as partial. NCBI's taxonomy places the organism in Eukaryota, Fungi, Kickxellomycota, Kickxellomycetes, Kickxellales, Kickxellaceae. Gene Ontology annotation, molecular function: RNA binding. The record is from RefSeq and is a predicted model, not a curated record.
AUGGCAGACACAGAAGUUGCAAAGAGAAUAUAUGUCGGCGGGUUUACAAUGCCGGUGACGGAGGCUGAUAUCACUGGCCGAUUCAAGCCCUUCGGCCAAGUGUCGUCAGUCGAACUGCCCAAGACAGCCGACGGGCAGGCGACUCGCGGGUUCAGCUACGUCAACCUGUCAAUCAAGCCCUCACAGUGGCGCCGGUGUCUGAGCAUCUAUACUGGCGCAAAGUGGAAGGGCGGCAAGCUGCGUGUCGAAGAGGCUAAAGAGGAUUACAUGGCCAAGCUGAAGCGU